CGUUAGAUGUCGCUAAUAGUAGUCUAUUUAUUUUCAAUGAAACUUUCCGUUCUAUAUUGAGUAUUUAAUAAUGAUUUAAUAAUUAUUAAAUUAUUUAAUUAUAGUGAUAUUUUUUUAGUCAUAUAUAAGAAAUGCCACGAUUACCAUUACAUCCUUCAUCUGGAACUGGUAUUUCUAAUUUAUGGCCUAAAACAAUACGAUGUGUUCGUUACGGAUGUGCCAAUAGACCUUUCUUUCAUAUUGUUGUUAUGAAUACUAAACAUAGGCAACAUAAACCUCCAAUAGAACAAUUAGGCACAUAUGAUCCCUUGCCAAAUAAGUAUAAUGAAAAAAUAGUUGCUUUCAAUUUUGAACGUAUACAAUAUUGGUUGGGACAAAAUGUUACAGUAUCAAAACCAGUAGCAAUACUUUUAGGACUUGCAGGUUUUUUUCCAAUACAUCCAAAAACAUAUUUGAUAUCAUGGAGGAAGCGAAGAGCUAUUGAAGAAGCAAAAGCAAAUGAAACAUUAGAAUCAGGAACAAAAAUAGAAGCUGUAGACUAACAUCUUUCAGCUAUUUUAUAUUAUAUAUUUAAUUUGUAAACAAUGUAAGCAUUUAAAUAAAGUUAUUAUAUAAAAUAA
This is a messenger RNA of Apis cerana (Asiatic honeybee), 620 nucleotides long. RefSeq names its product mitochondrial ribosomal protein S16 (gene mRpS16). The record is from RefSeq and is a predicted model, not a curated record. Gene Ontology annotation, biological process: mitochondrial translation. Gene Ontology annotation, molecular function: structural constituent of ribosome. NCBI's taxonomy places the organism in Eukaryota, Metazoa, Arthropoda, Insecta, Hymenoptera, Apidae. Gene Ontology annotation, cellular component: mitochondrial small ribosomal subunit; ribosome.